AUGUUAACACUGUAUUUCAAGUAUUUCAGGAAUUUGAUCAUGACUCAGUCUAAAAAAAAUAUCAUCAGCAUAGUUGGCACUACCGGAGUAGGCAAAUCGCAAUUUAGCAUAGAUUUGGCCAAGGAAAUCAAUGGAGAAAUCAUCAAUGCAGACUCCAUGCAAGUUUAUAGAGGACUUGAGAUUAUAACAAACAAGCAUCCUAUGGAUGAGCGAAUGGGCAUACCUCAUCAUGUAAUGAACCAUGUUCAGUGGAAUGAAGAGUAUUUUAUUCACCGGUUUUCCAAAGAAGCGAACGCUGCAAUCGACGACAUUCAUAGUAGAGGUAAAGUUCCUAUUGUAAUAGGAGGUACACAUUACUACUUGCAGAACUUACUAUUCAACAAUAAGACGAUAGCGCAGAGUCCUGAAGGAAGCGAGGAAGGAAAAGGUGAAAUCCAGCUCAGUGGAGACCAGCUUGAAAUUCUAAAUGGUCCAGUGGAAAUACUAUUUGAAACUUUAAAGAAUAUAGAUCCGGUGAUAUCAGAGAAAUUCCAUCCUCAAGACAAGCGUAAGUUGAGGCGAGCUCUUGAAAUCUACUACAAAACAGGAGAGAAACCGUCGACUAUAUAUCAUGAACAGAAAAUUGAGGAGCUUGGUGAAAGUUCGUUGAAGUACAACACCUUAUUGUUUUGGGUAUAUUCAGAUCCUGAUGUAUUGAAAGAGCGUUUGGAUAAGAGGGUGGAUAGCAUGAUGGAGCUGGGUGCACAAACUGAAAUCGAAGAAAUGUACGACUUCUUCGAGAAACUGGAUCCGAAACCUGAUUGCUCUAGUGGGAUUUGGCAAGUGAUUGGCUUCAAGGAGUUCUUGCCGUGGCUAGAAGAUGGCAAGAGCCAAAAGCUGUUGUUUGACAAUGGUGUUGAAAGGAUGAAGAUCCGAACUCGCCAGUAUGCCAAAUAUCAAGUGAAAUGGAUUCGCAAGUUACUCUCAGUAGAGCUUCAGAAAGAAUCACGUUUUGGGUUUAAGUAUGGUGGGAAGAUGUAUUUAUUGGACGCUAGUGAUCUUAGCAAGUGGCAGGAAAACGUAGGAAAAAUUGGUAUCAAGAUAGCUGAACAGUUCUUGAGUAAUGGUCCCAAGUCUGUAACCGAGCCUCAAGCUCCCGAACAUUUAAAAGAGUUGAUUCCGGGUCAGGAUUUUUUUGAAAACUUCAGUAGUAACAAAGUUCUUGGAUCAGAAUCCAACUGGAAGCACUACGAGUGCCCUGUCUGCAAAGAUAAAGAGGGUAAACCACUCAUCGCCGUAGGUGAAGAAAGUUGGAAGAUUCAUGAGACUAGUAGAAGGCAUAAAAAGCUGGUUUCUGCCGGAGAAAAGAAGCGGAAGCAUGAGGAAAUGAUGCUUAAGUACAACAAAAGGAAAGACAUAGAAUCUGCGGAAGAAAACUAG
This is a messenger RNA of Scheffersomyces stipitis CBS 6054, 1419 nucleotides long. RefSeq names its product tRNA dimethylallyltransferase. The record is from RefSeq and is a predicted model, not a curated record. Gene Ontology annotation, molecular function: tRNA dimethylallyltransferase activity; ATP binding. NCBI's taxonomy places the organism in Eukaryota, Fungi, Ascomycota, Pichiomycetes, Serinales, Debaryomycetaceae. Bases 1 to 1419 code for a protein of 472 amino acids. The transcript has 2 exons. Gene Ontology annotation, cellular component: mitochondrion. Gene Ontology annotation, biological process: tRNA modification.